CCUGCAGGACCAGCUUCUAGAAGCUCAUUGCGGUGCCGUUGGUCCUGACUGCGGGUGCUGAUGCAGUUUCUGCAAGACCAUAAGCUGAAUGCUGGGAACCCUUGAUACUUUGCUGUCCCUAGUGCCUGUCUGUGGACUGUGCUGUUAAUUCACCUAGAGUCUAAAGGGGACUGUGUUCCUGCUGGUGAUACACAUUACAGCUCUAGUACCUUGAACGAGAUGACAGCCAUCUCCCCAGACCCUCAAACUCUGGCCUUAAGUGAACCAACCAAGGUCCUAAGAAUGGAUACUCCUGGGGAUCAAGAAGCUGUCCAGAGAGGAGACAUGACUGACCCAGAGACUUUAAGACAGAGGUUCAGGUGGUUUUGUUACUCGGAAGUGGCUGGACCCAGAAAAGUCCUGAAUCAACUCUGGGAGCUCUGCAUUCAGUGGCUGAGACCAGACAUCCACACGAAAGAACAGAUAUUAGAGCUUUUGGUGUUUGAGCAAUUCCUGACCAUUUUGCCUGGGGAGCUCAGGAUUUGGGUAAAGUCACAACAUCCUGAGAGUAGUGAGGAAGUGGUGACCCUCAUAGAGGAUUUGACCCAAACACUUGAAGAAAAGGAAGAUCCAGCUUCUCAAGAGUCUGUUGUUUCCCAAGAAGAGAACCCGGAAGAAAAUAAAAUGGUUUCUGUCCUUCCAAGCGCUGAGUCCCGGGAAUCCAUAACAUUCAAGGAUGUGGCUGUGAGCUUUUCCAGAGGAGAGUGGAGGAGACUGGAGCCUUUUCAGAAGGAGCUCUUUAAGGAAGUGCUACUGGAAAACUUUAGGAACCUAGAAUUUCUGGGCUUUGCAGUUUCCACAUUAGAUUUGAUUUCCCAAUUUAAGUGGGUUGAACUGCCAUGGCUGCUGGAAAAAGAAGUCUCAAAAGGCUCCAGACCAGAGUGUGAACCUAGAGGUGAAUUGAAGGAAUCCUUUGGAAAUCAAGAUACUCUCCUGGAUGAAUCAACUUUAAAUAAAAUAAUAGAAAGAUGCCUAAUGGGUGGGGAUCAUGGCUUGACGGGAGAAUCCCGGAAGCGUAGCAGUAAGGAACAUUCACAAGUCGCAGUCACACAAAAGAAAACUCAUGGGAGAGGCAGUAAGGGUGAGGAAUUUGACCCAGAAAAGAGCCCAUUUGGAAGUAAUUUCAGACAAACUUCAGACAUCAUUAAACAUCUGAGAGUCUACUUAAGGAAGAAAUCUCGGAAGUAUAAUGAAUGCAAGAAACCCUUCAGUUUUCAUUCAGACCUUAUGAACCGCAAAGAACACACUGGAGAAAAGCCCCGGAAAUGUAAUGAAGGCAGGAAAGGCCUAGGUCACUCUUCAUCUCUUACUGAACAUCCAAAACAUCAGAAAAUAGGGAAGAAUUUGGGGAGGAAGGCCCAGAAAUGCAGUAACUGUGGGAUAGCCUUUACACGAUGCUUGUCCCUUUAUAGGAAAAGAAAGUGCAGUAUAUGUGAAAAAUGUUGGAAAAAUUUACAUCAAGAUGCAACCUCAGAUAAAGAUGAGGCAGCUGAGGUGGGAGAGAAAACCCACAAAUGUAGCAAAUGUGGAAAAGCCUUCGGCUAUAGUGCCUCCCUCACCAAACAUAGUCGAAUUCACACAGGGGAAAAACCCUAUAUGUGCAACGAAUGUGGAAAAGCUUUCAGUGACAGUUCAUCCCUCACGCCACAUCAUAGAACUCAUAGUGGAGAGAAACCCUACAAAUGUGAUGAUUGUGGAAAAACUUUCACCCUGAGUGCCCACCUCAUUAAACACCAGAGAGUUCAUACUGGAGAAAAACCCUACAAAUGUAAAGAAUGUGGGAGACCCUUCAGCGACAGUUCAUCUCUUAUUCAACAUCAGCGAAUUCAUACUGGAGAAAAACCCUACACGUGUAACAAUUGUGGAAAGUCCUUCAGUCACAGCUCAUCCCUUUCCAAGCAUCAGAGGAUUCAUACUGGAGAGAAACCCUAUAAAUGUGGUGAAUGUGGAAAAGCCUUUAGACAGAAUUCUUGCCUUACUCGACAUCAGAGAAUCCACACUGGAGAAAAACCCUAUUUGUGCAAUGACUGUGGGAUGACUUUCAGCCAUUUUACAUCUGUCAUUUAUCAUCAGAGGCUUCAUUCGGGAGAGAAACCCUACAAGUGUACCCAGUGUGAGAAAGCCUUCCCUACCCAUUCGCUCCUCAGUCGUCAUCAGAGAAUUCAUACUGGCGUAAAACCUUAUAAGUGUAAAGAGUGUGGAAAAUCAUUCAGUCAGAGUUCAUCUCUCAAUGAACAUCAUCGAAUUCAUACUGGAGAGAAGCCCUAUGAAUGUGACUACUGCGGAGCAACCUUCAGCCGGAGCUCAAUCCUGGUGGAACAUCUAAAGAUCCAUACCGGAAGGAGAGAAUAUGAAUGUAACGAAUGUGAAAAGACAUUUAAGAGUAACUCAGGCCUCAUCAGACAUCGGGGAUUUCACUCUGGAGAGUAAUUCUUGAAAUACUGUAAGGGGGUGGGGGGAGGCGAGGGGGGUGGAAUCUCACGAAAUUAUCCCUUAUUAUAAAUCUGGGGUGUAAACUACCACAGCAUUGAUCUGCAGCCACAACUUUGAUGGGUUGGCAGCUAGGAAAAUACUUUUUCCCAUGCACACUUCUUUAGCAAAUCAUAAUUGGGGUUGGUAAAGUCACACUGAAAGUGAAGAACGCAGGACAACAUGACUAAUAAUUCUAAAAGGCCAAAUGUAAAUGUAAAAAGAAGAGGUGCACGGGACCCACUUUUUUUUUCCCCAAGAAGUUUCUCUCUCUUAGGUUCUAGCAAGAACUGGUUGAGUUCUGUUUCAGUUUGUCAACCAGUUUGCUAUGUCACCGUGGGGCGCAUCAUUUGCCCUUUCUUAAUUUGUUUCUUUAUUGGUAAAAUGAAUGGACUGGGUUUCAUGAUUUCUAAGUUUACCUGUAAUCCUGUCUGAAGCUGUGGGAAUAAGCUUAACACUUGAUUCAUUGGAAUUUUCAAGUUUCUGUGGUAGGAUUACUCACUUAAGAUCCUGAGCUUCUAGCUUAGUGAGAAUGAAGUACACUCUUUGAAUACUUGAAUACAUUGGAAUUUUCAAGUUUCUGUGCUAGGAAAUUACUCACUUAAGAUCUAGCUUCUAGCUUAGUGAGAAUGAAAUCUACUCGUUGAAUAUUUGACGCCGAAUCCCGAUUAUCUGCAGGAACAAGUCAGUGAAGCUCACACAAGUGUGUCUUCAGGAAGUGCUUUAAUUGGACAAAGUACCCCAACCUGUUUUUUCCUCUGGGCUUUGCGUAAGGGGCUUAGGAAUCUUGAGGACGUUCAUUGGAGCCAUCUCAGCCAAGGGAGUCCUAGGAAAAUAGGUUGGGGCUGGGGGGGGGGGGGGUAGGAAAGGAAACGGGUGCUGAAAGCAGAGCUAUUCUGGAUGAAUUGUCUUUUGCAAAAUAGAAUUAUAUUUUUUUAAAAGUUUGCUCAAAGUAAGUACAGCUCCUUGUAAUUGGAGUGCAAACAUUGUGUAUGGCAAAGGUCGCAAGCUAAGAAUGGGCCAUUUGAUAUGUUUUAGUUGACCUGCACAGUAAGAGGUGUGUGUAUGUGUGUUUGUGGAGUUGUCCCCAUUUAAAAUUUAGAUUUUAUAUUUUUAAGAAAAUGCUUGCCUUGAAAAAUUGCAAGGGCUGACCACACUGGCCCAUGUUUCAGUGGGAGUAGUCAGCUUGCUGCCUUUACAUGGGGAAUCCACUCUUCUACUUGUCAAGUUCUCUCAUUGAUAGGACCUGACUUCCUCCAUAUAGGAACAUGAUGUUAUGUUCCCCUACCAUCUGGAAAACGCAUAUUCUAACAUCUAAAGGGACUCUAUUGAGUCUUGAACUCAAGAAAAGAAUGUAGAAAUCCCACAAAAUAUCUUUUCAGUUACAUUUUUUUGUUGAAAUUAGACCUGAAAGAAAUAGAGUGUGCAGAUAUUAGUUGAUCAUUCUUUAGAAAUUUCAUUGGUGGAGUGUGAAGAAGAAUUUCUAACUGAAAAAGCAACACCCUAAGUCAGUUACUGAGUUAGGUCUCAAGUGAUAGGGUUCUGCAGGUGCCCUACUGAUUGAACAGUGGCACCAAAAAGUUCCUCAAGUUGAAAUUUGAGGCAGCUGUUACAUGAAAGAGAAUGAAACCAGAAAACUUAACGGCUUAUGGAAGAUCUUUCAUGCUUAUUGGAGACUCAGCAAUAUUUGCUGUGAUUUAAUGGGUGUGGGUUAGCAUUGCUACCUCUGGAUAAUUCUUUUGAUUUCUUCCUGUACCCCAACUCUCCCCACCCCCAAGCUUGUAGUUCAGAUACUGUUGAAUGGUGAAUUGAUCUGCAUAAUUUGUUGCUCAGUGGACCAACCAGAGACAUUCUAGCCAUGAAAGGAAUAUCGUUUAUGAGAAACAUUCAUCAUGGUCUAAACGUUUUUUUUGUGAAGAUGGAUAAACCCUGGUUUCUUUUUUCAGAAAGAUACAAUGUGUAAAGGGAAGUAUGUAAAAAUCUUGAGAAGAGGGUUGUUUCAAAAUGUUUACUAGUGCAUUCUCCAGCAUUCAUAAGAGGAUGUUUUAUAGCAUUAUUAGUUGGGAAUCUGGGACAUAGUUUUUUUUAACAAGUUUAUUGGGGUGUAAGUUACAUCUAAAAAUUUCAAGGGUACAAUUGAGUGAGCUUUGGCAGAUUCGCUGAGUUGUGCAAUCAUCACCAUAAUCCAUUUUUAGAACAUUUUAUAACCUUGGCUCCCUCGUGCCCACUUGCAGUUAAUCCCUGUCCCUGCCCUUAGCCCCAGGCAGCCGGUCAUCAGUGUACGCUGUUUGUAUAGAAUUGAUUUUUCUGGACAUUUUAUACAAAUGAGGUCGUAUGCAGUCUUUUGUUUUCCAUUAACAUGUUUCUGAUUUUAUAUUAUAGUAUAUCAGCCUGUUAUUUUUAUUAUUAAAUAAACCCUAUUUUAUGGGUACACCCUAUUUUGUCCAUUCACCAGUUGAAGGACAUUUGGGUUGUUUACAAUUUUUGGCUGUUAAAAAUAAUGCUGCUUUGAACAUUGAUGUGUAAGACUUUCUGUGGACAUGUUUUCUAGAUGCCUGAGUGACUGACUCAUCUGGUAAGUUUUUUGUUUUUUUUAUAAGAAAUUGCCAAAUUGUUUUCUCAAGUAAGUACAUAAUGUUACAUUCUGAGCAGCACUGUAUGGUCCCCUAUAAUCUGGGAAAUAUAGAUCCUAAAAUCUAAAGAGAUUGACAGUAAAAUUUAGGAAAAGAAUGUAAACAUCAUAUAGAGUAACUCUUCAGUUAAGUUUUCUUUGUGAAAUUACACUUCAGAGGAAUAGAGUGUGUAGAUAUUAGUGGAUUUCUUUCUUAAGAAUUUCAUUGGCAGAGUCUGAAUAAUAAUUUGUAACUGAUGAGGCAGCAAAAGCCCUGAGGUCUGACAGGUACCUCUACAUCCUCAUAACCCUUGUUACAGUGUCCUUUUUUUUGUUUCUGUUUUUAAUGUUUUUAUUUAUUUUUGAGGUAGAGAGAGACAGCAUGAGCAGGGGAGGGUCAGAGAGCGAAGGAGCCACAAUUCUGGAUGCCAUUAAGAACAUCUGGGGAGAACUGACAGUAGGGACUCUAUUUCACAUCACUAACAAGAGUCAAAAUGGUGGAAACAACCCAAAUGUCUGUGGAUGGACGAAUAAACAAAAUAUAGCACAUCCAUACAAUGGAGUAUUAUUCAGUGACACAUACUGUAUCACGAAUCUCAAAAACGUGCUAAGUGAAAGAACUCAGCUUUCAGAGAAUUGAGGGGACUUAGGGCCUUGCUCUGGAUUAGGCUUUGGCUCAAAGGAAUGUGAUUGGUUUGAUCUCCAAAUCGCAAUAAAGCCGCCUUGCUUUCUGAUCAUUCACAUACUCACAGGAGCAGGGCUUUUCAUUUCCUUCAGAAACGUUUCCAUUGCAUUCACAACUUGGCUGCCCGGUGCAAGAGGCCUAGCUCUUGAUGGAAAGUGAGAAAUGUGUGACUCUUCCUUUCAGUUGAGCACUUACAAGUCACUAGAGGGUUAUUCAUUGGCCUAAUUUCAGUAUUGUUGUGUCUCAGGGAAUAAGGAGGCUGGAGGAGAGGGAGGGGGCCGGGGGGUCGAUAGAGCAGUCAGAAACAGGCACGUUUAUCAUUUGAGUUUGUUGUCUUAUGUGGGUGUGGUUUGUGGCACCCCAGGACAAUUGUAUUAGUAACAUCAAGGAUCACUGAACAUAGUUUAUACCAUAACAGCUAUAAUAAUCAUGGGAAGGUUUACAAUUUUGUGAGAUUUCCCAAAAUGUGGCACAUAAAGUGCCAAAGCAAAUGCUGUUGGAAAAAUGGUGUCAGUAGACUCGCUCAACACAAGGUUGCCACAGACCUUCAGUCUGUAAAACCAACAAACAAAAAACACCACAUGCUAUCUGUGAGGCACAAUUAAAUGAGAUACGCCUAGGUUCAUUUUCACAAAUGCUACAUUUAUUAAUGCUUCAUAUAUACAGUGCACUUUAAGAGAUGAGAUGAAUAAUAAAUAUUCGCCAGAAUAUUCCUGCAGAAAUCCAGUCGUGUGUAAGACUGAUGGGUGUUGGAGGGGAGGUAGGAUGCACGUCAACAGUGUGGUUGCAAUUAACAACAAAAAGGAAUUGUGUUCAGUACUAAACAGAGCAUGUGGGAGCGCCCAGGAAGGUGGCGCUGACGCUUGGGCAUAGGAGUCUCGUGUGCGCCUUGCUGCCACAGUGCAGGCCCUGAAUUGUAAAGACCUUUUUUUCCAGCCCUGGUAAGGAGUUUGUGUUUUGUUACCAGGGCAGUGCAGAACUAUUGGAGGCUCUUCACGUGUGCGUGUUUGCUAAUAGAGAAAUUCUAUUUUUGCUGUGUUUUUGUUUUGUGUUUUCCUCAGAAUUGUUUCUCCAGUGUGGAACUGCUUGACACAAAGAGAAACAUUUUAAGAUUCUGAAAAUACACUGUCAAAUUGUUGUCCGUAAAGGAUAGCACAUUCGUAGGGUCUCUCCCUAUGAGAAAUAUGGAUGUCUCUGUAGAUCUAAGGGAACUUUUUCCCAAACCAGGGCACUUGUGAAAUGUCUCUCCUGAGUUAAUCUGAUGCUUAGUAAGUUGCAAAUUACUAGCAAAGUAAUUUUUUCCAAUAUUUUCUACCUGAGAACAUUGGUGAGAUCUCCCUGCUGGGCUCUCUCACAGGUUCUAAGGUUGAGAGAUUCUUUCAGGUUAGAGUCCUCAGGUGUCUCUCCCUGUAGAGUGGUCCUAAUAAUUUACAAGCUUUGGUAAAUAUCUGUAGCUCUUUGGGGGGGGGGUGUCAUUGGUGUUCAAGAUGUUAGUCAAGGUGUCUCCUAUAAAAUGGGACCAAGGAGAGCAUUCACCUCUAAAGUAGUUAUUAAUUGGAUGCGUAGUCCUUGACUUUUUCUCUUUGAAGAAUCUUCAUUUUUCUCACUGGAUUUGCCAGCCUCAUCAGAACCUUUCUUUAGAUCCCAAAACGUCUUUAAGGCCGUUGUUCUAAAGGUUUUGUCUAGCAAGUGUGACCUCAGGGCUUCCUGAGGUACAUUUUCUGUUGGUUUGUUUUAUUCCUUUGAAUGGAUCGUACUUUUUUGGUCCUUUGUAUGCCUUGUGAUUUUUUUGUUGUUGUUGAAAACUCAGCAUUUGAAUCUGAUGGUAUGGUCGCCCUGGAAACCAGGCUUUCCCUCUUUUCAGAGUUGUUUCAGUGUGCCCCUGUGCUGGGGAAGAGUCUGUGGUGAAUGCUCAAACUUUUCUCAGCUCUCUCUUGACUUGUGUUUCCCUGGGCCGAGUCUGUGGUAUUCUACGUUCUCCCAUGUAUCAGUUGUUUUGGUCAGUGUCCAAAAAAACAACCCAGAUCCUGUCGCUUAAUCGUCUGAAAGCUGCUCGAGCCCGCAGGGGUGGGGAGAAUGGUGGUUGACUUCUGUGCUCUUCCUUCGCGAUCAGAAGCGGCCACCCACGGUCAGAACCCAGAACUUCAAUAUUUAGAGACAGAGGUUUCUAUUGCUUUCUCUGGCCCCACCAAGCCCAGCUACAGAUGUGGGUUUCGUCUCCACAGCUGCCUACCCCUGGGCUGGCCAGUAGAGAGUGAGUGGCUCCUACUGUCCCGAAAGCCAGAAUCUACCACUAAUCAUUGCCGUUUACCAGUCAAGAGUUCCCCUGGGGGCCAUGUUUUAAAACAGACUUGCUCUAUUCCAGAAUAAUCUCUUGAUAUCUUCUCCCAGUACAAUUGUUGUUUACAUGGAGAGAUUGAUUCCUGGCUCUUCUCCGCCAUCUUCCCUCAUAUCACUUGCAUCAUGCCUUUGAUCUUCAUCUUGCUUUCUGGAAAUUUUUUUUAGUUUUAUCUUCCAACUCUACUACUGAAUGUUUUGAAUGCUUUAUUUCUGUUGUCACAUUUAUAAUUCUAACUGCAUUUUCUGAUUCUCUGUCCCUUUAUUAUUUCAUGGGUGAAUUUUUUUUUCUCGGAGAAUGCUAAUAUAGUGUCUUUAUUCCAUGUUCUUCUGCUUCCUGCCUUAUCUGUCUUUCCUCUGAGUUGUUUUUUCCCUGUUCUCUCUCUUUCACAUUGGAGGCUUUCCUCAAAUGUCUGGCCAGCUUUGACUGUCUAUUCACAUUUAAGAAGACGGCUCUAAAGAGCUGACUGGAAGUUACUUCAUUUAGUGCAGCACUGUCCAGUAGCAUACUGUGAGCCACAUACAUAAUUUCAAAUUUUCUCAUAGCUACUUCUAAAAAGCAAAGCAGAUGAGGUGAACAAUAUAUUUUAGAGACAUACUAUUUUUUGCAUUGUCUCCAGAAGCCAAUGUAUAUUGUAUAAAAGUUGCAGGACAUCUUGAUUCAUAUACUAAAUUUUCCUUUGAAGUACUUGAUCCAUAUUUAGAUUUAUAAAACUUGAAGAGUAGAUUCACCUACUUCUUCCAAACAUUAUCUUGUUAAUAUAAAUGUACUUAAAGUUUUCUAAUAACUGGAUCAAAUAUCAAAAAAAUUACUUUGAUAUUUGCAUCCACAUUGAUGAAACUGUUCAUCAUUUUAUUGGAAGGAUUGAUUUGAUUUUGAAGCACAAGCAUAUCAUUUUGAAAAUUACUUAAGUAAAUUCAUUACUUAUGAAUUUGUAGAUCUUGUGUCCACUCAGUAUUACUAACAUCAAAUUUGGCAAAAUAUUGUAUAAAAUGGAAACAAAACUAAAUUUAUGCAAUCAACAAACCAUUCUUCACAUUUGUCUUUUGUUUUUUGGCAGUCAGCUGAUACAAAAUACUAUUGAUUACAUUUAAAAUUUACAUAUUGACCAAUGUUAGAAAAAUGUGUAAAAUUGUCAUUUUUUAUUUGUAUUAUGAAAUGUUUCAAUUUUAACUAAAUUAUUUUACCUACGUAGGUACAACUUCUUCCUGUUCUAAGGAGCUUCAGAUUUAGCUUAUUCACAUGCAGUGUUCUGUUAAGGAGAAAUAUGAAUCACACUGCCACUUUUUGUCCGUGAUUAUUGAGUAUGGAGCAUUCCUUUCAUUUUAAGAAAUCUUAAAUUGGAAUUCCUAAUACAGGAAGUCUUUGUAAAAAUUAUUAUCUAACUCAACCAAGGAACGUUGGUAGAGAACACAAGAUCAUUAAAAACAUUAUCCUCAUCAAUUCCAUAACCUGGCAAUGAUAAUUUUAUAGUAUUUGCACAUUAUAUACUGAAGAAUUUUAACAUCUGUAUUCUUGACUCUUUUCAGAGUCUGCUUGAGAAAACUGAACACAAAUAUUUUCAAUAGUUAUCUGGCAAUGGAACAAAGCAAUGAGGAAACAUCAUUCUCUUGCUUUAAAACUCUAAUACAGCUCGUCUUUUUACUUAACAUAACUGGAGUCUCAUUCUUAUGAUAGAACUCAUUUUUCUAUCUCCAACUGAAACUCUUCUUUGACAGAUAGAAAAAUGUCAAAAAUACCUGUCACGAGUUUGAGUUUUUAGGCUGUGAAUCGACAUUUCUUUGUAAAUUUGGAUGUUCUUUGAGACAGAAUGUACCAGAUUUUCAACGGGCACUGUCUUAUACUACACGACUCAUCCAAAGCUAAAAGUAAAUACUUGGAACUUUUCAAACUUUAAAUCAAUUGAUCUUUGAUAGUAUUAGACAGUUCUUGUAUUCUAUGAGCAACUUUGUUUAGAAAGUUAAUUGAAAUUUCAAUUUUUGUAAAUGUCUUUUUAAGUCUUUCUCAUAGUUUUCUAUCUAAAUUACCAUAACUAACAAUUUCUUUUUAUCGUCUCUCCAUCUAAGAUUCUUCGUGUAUGUGUUAAAGAAUUCAACUAUUGUAUAGCCGGCCAAGUUUACCAGUUCAAAAUCUUGUUGAAAACUGUUUCCAUUUUUUUUGAUGAAAAGUGCUCAUUUCAUAUAACUAAUUUUGUGGAUUUUUUUACUGUUAGAAUACUUAAUCAAACUCACCAGAUUGUUGCUGAAAAUGACAAAUAUUAGCUAUUAUCGUAAAUACUGUCUACUGUAUCUAACACAUUUGUAUACAACGAACAGCCUUUUCAUUUUGCUGUGCCUGCUGUAAGUUGCAGUGGCCAUUCAUCAUUGAAUGUGCACUAUACCCUCUUCCCCUUCUGUCUUUACUGUACUAGUUGUAGUACUAGCUUCUGUAUUGCACUGAAUUCUGCCUCAAUAACAUGCCUUCAUUUUAAAAUUUAAAUAUUUUCCCCUAUUUUUUUAUCUAGAAAAUAGUUAUAAUUAAAAUAGUAUCUCGGUCGGUGGUUAGGGUUUGCAUAGGUGUCGUCACUGUGCUGUCUGCAUAGGUACGCUUUACCGUGCGCUAGCUACACAAGAUACCCAAGUAAAUACAUUGUGAUGCUACUUCAGUGCAUACAAGAAAAUCAUCUGAACUGAAUCAAUCUGUUGAUCACUGUCUAGAUUGGUGAAGUGUUUAUCUGUAAUACUAGAAAUAAUGCACGUUCCUGUACAAGCAUUACAGUACAACCACAUCCUAUGCGAUGCAACAGUUAAAGUGAAUUGUAGUUCUACAAAAACAAUAAAGUUGUGUUCAGUGGAAAACA
This is a messenger RNA of Suricata suricatta (meerkat), 10981 nucleotides long. RefSeq names its product zinc finger protein 483 (gene ZNF483). The record is from RefSeq and is a predicted model, not a curated record. Lineage: Eukaryota; Metazoa; Chordata; Mammalia; Carnivora; Herpestidae. The transcript is spliced from 6 exons. Gene Ontology annotation, biological process: regulation of DNA-templated transcription. The coding region runs from base 220 to 2469 and encodes 749 amino acids.